AUGGCAUCUUUUCAAAAAAACUCUAUGUUUUUUCUCUCCCUGUCCUUCAUCUUCAUUGUCCCUUCCAUUGCACAACCCUGCAAUUCAUACACUUUCCCCAACCACAUCACCUAUGCCGCAUGCAACAAUCUACCAACCUUAGAAUCAUCACUUCAUUGGAACUACCACCCAUCCACACGCACGGUCGAUGUAGCAUUCAAGAAAUCGAAUACAGGAGACUCUAGUUGGAUCGCUUGGGCCAUCAACCCUACUUCAAAGGGUAUGGUGGGUUCCCAAGCAUUCGUUGCGUUUCGAAAAUCUGAUGGAAGUUUCAGGGCCUACACUUCACCCAUUACCAGUUACGCGACUCUGUUGCAAGAGGGUCAACUCAGCAUCCCUGUUCACAGUGUUUCAGGAACUUACGCGAAUGGAAGCAUGAUCAUCUUUGCAAGUCUGCGACUUCCAGAGAACACAACCGUGGUAAAUCAUGUUUGGCAAGAGGGGUUGGUAUCUGAUGAUGGGACUCUGAAAGCUCAUGCUAUGGCAGGAUCUAAUCUUCAGUCUUUUGGAACCUUGGAUUUUGUUUCUGGGAAAGUUGAAGAAACUGGAUCAAAAGUGAACUCUAAAAGAACCACACUCAGAAAUGCUCAUGGAAUUUUGAAUGUCAUAAGCUGGGGAAUACUAAUGCCGAUUGGAGUAAUCUUUGCUAUCUGCUUGAAGGCAUUUGAUGGUGUAGGACCUACAUGGUUUCAUUUGCAUCGAGCAUGUCAAUCUCUAGCAUUCUUGAUGGGCAUUGCUGGCUUUGGCACUGGUUUGUUCAUGGGAAAUCACUAUGGAGUUCAUCAUGGUCCUCACAGAUGCAUUGGAAUCGCUCUAGUUGUUCUAGCAUCGGCUCAAGUUUGUGUUGCUAUAUUCUUCAGGCCUAAGAAUGAUCACAAGAACAGAAUAUUUUGGAACAUUUUUCACUACGCAAUUGGCUAUUCAACAGUUGUCUUAUCCAUUUUGAAUAUCUUCAAAGGCUUUGACAUUCUCCAUGCCCAAUUGAUGUGGAAGAAAAUCUAUCUUGGGAUAAUCAUAUCUCUGGCCGUGAUUGCUCUGAUGUUGCAAAUUUGGUGGUGCAAGAAGAGGUUCAACUCUAAGGAAAGUGAUGACACCAACCAAGAGAUUCCAUAG
Lotus japonicus is the source of this 1152-nucleotide messenger RNA. RefSeq names its product cytochrome b561 and DOMON domain-containing protein At5g47530-like. Lineage: Eukaryota; Viridiplantae; Streptophyta; Magnoliopsida; Fabales; Fabaceae. The record is from RefSeq and is a predicted model, not a curated record. The coding region runs from base 1 to 1152 and encodes 383 amino acids. The transcript is spliced from 2 exons.